GCUCGGGUGCAGGGUCUUCGCCGCCGCCCGCUCCCUCCCGCCCUGCCGCGGCCCCUGGAGCAGCCGCUCCGGCCCGCGGUUCCGACAGAAGCCCGCGGCGGGUUCGCUCCACAAAGAUGAACUGGACGGCCGCGACGUGCUGGGCUCUGCUGCUAGCCGCCACCUUCCUCUGCGACAGCGGUGCGGCCAAGGGAGGCCGUGGAGGGGCUCGCGGCAGCGCCAGGGGAGGGUUGCGCGGAAGCGCGCGCGGGGCCCCGAGGGUGCGCGUGAGGCCGGUGCCCCGCUACGGAGGCUCCUCCCUGCGCGUGGCGGCAGCGGGGGCGGCGGCGGGGGCUGCCGGGGCGGCCGCGGGCCUGGCAGCGGGCUCCAGCUGGAGAAGAGCCCCGGGCCCGGGGGAACACGACCUGGAGGACGAGGACGCGGGACCAGGUGGCAACAGAACGGGCCAAGGCGUCUACAGCUACCGGGCAUGGACUUCAGGCGCGGGGCCCACCAGCAGCCCCCACCUCUGCCUGCUGCUGGGCGGUGCUCUUGGCACCCUGGGGCUCCUGCAGCCCUAGGCCCUGCCGGGCUAGGGCAAGAUCUGGCCCCCAGCCAGUGCUCUCCCGCAGGCCUCUCCAACCUGCCCCAGAGACCUCCAGCUGCUGAGCACCCCCU
Molecule: messenger RNA, 657 nt
Organism: Neogale vison (American mink)
Lineage: Eukaryota; Metazoa; Chordata; Mammalia; Carnivora; Mustelidae
Gene: SPRN
Product: shadow of prion protein
Exons: 2
Coding region: 117-560 (147 amino acids)
Biological process (GO): protein import into nucleus
Cellular component (GO): membrane; nucleus
Molecular function (GO): nucleic acid binding
Source: RefSeq, a predicted model, not a curated record